GAGAGGGGGAGCAGGACCUCUUUUGUCAGGGUUUCUCCAGAAGUAGACUUUGCCAUCGGCAUUGUCUUUUUUGUCUUGGUUGAAAUUCUUGAUUUUAAGUUACUUUAUUUCUGUAGACAACUUGUCCUGGAGCGCUUGAUGAAUGUGGGCGUGGCUCACAGUGAGGUAAACCCCAACACGAGGGUGAUGAACAGCAGAGGGAUCUGGCUGGCCUACCUGUUGUUGGUCACCGUGCUGCACGUCGUCCUGUUGAGCAUCCCUGUCCUCACGGUGCCUCUUGUCUGGACCCUCACAAAUGUCAUCCAUAAUUUGGUGAUGUACUUAUUUCUGCACACGGUAAAGGGCACUCCUUUUGAGACACCGGACCAGGGCAAAGCUCGCCUACUCACACACUGGGAACAGAUGGACUACGGCAUUCAGUUUACAUCCUCACGCAAAUUCCUCACCAUCUCACCCAUUGUGCUGUAUAUUCUUGCCAGUUUCUACACCAAGUACGAUGCCACACAUUUCCUGGUCAAUACAGGCUCUCUCCUCAGCGUCCUCCUUCCAAAGCUGCCCCUGUUCCAUGGAGUACGAAUAUUUGGGAUCAAUAGGUAUUGACUAACACAGGUGGAUAAUAUCAGAUUUAUAUUCUAUUUAUGUGUACUUUACUUGUGAGGUCCAGAGGCGGAAGUGAAUAAGAAAUGUUUGGUAACUUUAUGAGCUGUUUGAAGGGCAUUGUUGUUUUUAUUGCACAGUUCAUUUUCGCUCUGUGACUAAAAACAAAGAACCAAAAUGCACUGAACGCCAAGCUAUAUGAUUAAGAGUUACUGAGUGCCUCUGCUUUAUUUCAUUUAAUUUAUUUUCGUUAUAUGACAUUCAUGAUGUAUGUGUGCAAUGUGCUUGUAUCCUCAAACCAUUACUUUCUCUUUUUGUCAGAUGACAUGUAUUUGACGUUGGUUUCUAGAAAGAGCUAUAUUGUGAACGUCAUCACCUUCAAACCUAAGUCUUUAUAGGAUGACUUGUAUAUGUCCACACAUUGGAAUGUGUGAUUACAUAGUUUAGGAUAGUGGCAUCUAUAUAAAUCUAAUGUUGGAUGUCAUACAAAUUGAAUGUUGCCAGUCUUUGCAGUGCCUUAAAUGUUUCACUUGGCUGAUACAUUUUUUCCAUUUAGUUUGGUAACAAUCAAUCCAUGUGAUGACACUUAUUGGAGGUCAAUGUCCAUGUGAGCAUUCUCAAUAAAUUAUAGUGUCUAAUAAUAAACUUUCAAUAUCAGGA
Oncorhynchus mykiss (rainbow trout) is the source of this 1257-nucleotide messenger RNA. RefSeq names its product ORM1-like protein 2. The record is from RefSeq and is a predicted model, not a curated record. Gene Ontology annotation, cellular component: endoplasmic reticulum membrane. Lineage: Eukaryota; Metazoa; Chordata; Actinopteri; Salmoniformes; Salmonidae.